This is a messenger RNA of Malus domestica (apple), 2349 nucleotides long. The record is from RefSeq and is a predicted model, not a curated record. Lineage: Eukaryota; Viridiplantae; Streptophyta; Magnoliopsida; Rosales; Rosaceae.
UAAUCCCAACACUCUGCUAACUUUGUAACCAAACGCGAACCAACUCUUUAAACCCAAUACCAAACAGAACUCUUCCUCUUCGAUAUCUGCAAAUCUUCCAAGCCGCUAUGGUUUCUUCUUCAGCCCACCUUUUCUCCUCCAUCUUCUCUCCUCAACUGAUCCCAUCACCGCCCCAGUCCCUCUUCCAACCGUUGAUUCAACCGCUGCAGUGCGAAUGACGGCUACGAAAUCUGCAGCUAUGUGGGUUUGUCGGCGGCAAGGCUGGUGAAGGACCCGACUUCAUCUUGGCGAGUGAGAUCGAGCACGGCGUGGCUGUGGAGGACAAGAUUGGUGAAGUGAAGUCUAUGGCUUGUAUCUGGAAGAUGAUGGCACAGCCGACGAGGUCGCCGUGACCGGCUCUGAAGAUUUACGCAGACUUGUUGGAGAGGAGGAAGACUAUUGUUUGGUCACGGGUUUAAAGCAUGGAUUUGUGUUUGGUUACAGAGAUGGCAAAGCCCUCGGAUUGACAGUUGUUUUAAAAUUAUUGGGCCAAGUAUAUAGUCAGUGAAAUUGGAUACUUACUGAUCGGUACCCAAUUAUUGUCCUUUUUUUAUUGAAAAAUUGUAACAAAUCACAAGUUUUUUUUUUUGGCAAAAAAAAAAAAAAAAAAAUCACAAGGUCCAAUUUUGACACAGCAAAAGGUCCCGCAGCCAAACAAAGCCCUAAUAUAGUCAGCCGAGAACUCCGAGUCUCUCAGACACGCAGGUCGCUUCCACACUAUCAUGCGCACUGCGGCUGUCACCUCUCUCUGUUAGUCCAUGGCUCACUUGAAGACCAAUUCUCCUCUCUCUCGUUGCAUCGUCCGCUCCUUCUUGGAUUUCCUCAAUUCCGUUGAACCAGCUUCUGGUGUUGAUAAUGAAAGCAUUGAGGUUGCAAGGGAAUGCUUGCAUGAGGCUUUUAAUCUUAAUACAUCUGUUGCUGAUGAUGGGAUUGAACCCCUGUCGUUGGUUGAUCUUUUUAGUUCACCGGAGUUGAACAAGCUUCGGGAGAAGAAACCUGAUCACGUUCAUCGAUCAAACUCAGUUGAUGCUCCUGGUUCAUCGGCUGCACCGGGGGCUGAUAAUGCCAAUCUUUCGAAGGGUAAGGAUUUGACAAGCAAUCACCAUGAUCUAGGGGAGUCUAAAGACGCACUGUUUGGGCAAUUCUUUUCUGCACUCUUUGAGAGAAGCCUCUUUUUUAAGACCCUGCCUGAUGGUAGUGAUGACCCGGUGAGAUUAGAGAAAGCGACUAAAAUAUUCCACGAGGCUUUAGCUGAGAUGGAAAGAUCUGGAUGCAUGGAAUUAAGUCCUAAAAACCUGGCAGAGACCUUGAAAUCACAAGGUAAUAGGGGCAUGCAAUCAAAGCUGUACCCCAAGGCAAUUGAGUUGUAUGAUUGUGCCAUUGCCCUUUGUGAAAGUAAUGCCAUUUACUACUGUAACAGGGCAGCUGCUUACACUCAGAUGCACAAAUAUACUGAAGCAAUCGAAGAUUGCCUUAAGUCAAUUGAAAUCGACCCAAAUUACAGCAAGGCAUAUAGUCGUCUGGGAUUAGCUUACUAUGCACAGGGGAACUACCAUGACGCUAUAGAGAAAGGGUUUAAGAAAGUGUUGCAAUUGGAUCCGAACAAUGAAGCUGUCAAAGAAAACAUUCGGGUGGCUGAUCAGAAACUGAAAGAUGAACAACGACGAGUGGAAUCUGGUCAGAACACCAGUUCGUUUAGUAGUAGUAAUGGUUCAGAACACCCCAACCAGUCUACCGAAGGGUCAAGAAACCAUGCUGCACCGCCUCCAUUUGGUUCUAUGCCCUUCAAUACAGGUGCCCUUCCUGCUGAAUUUGCCAGUAUGUUCAUGAACAUGGCUGCAAAUGCAUACCAAGGACAACAUUCUCAAGAUAGCCAAGGAAAUGAUAGCGGCACCGACGGAUCUGAUGAACCGGGAGUAAGGAUUGGGGGUAACAUCAACUUGAAUUUCGGAGAACAAAUGCCUGAGGAACUAUCCGGAGCUUUGAGAUCGGUGAUGGAAAUGUUUUCAGGAGCAGCAGCAUCCCAUGGAAAUUCACAAGAUACUAGGAGUGAAAGACCAAGACCGAGCUAAAGAACUGCAGCGCGUUGGAACUGUAUAAAUUCUCACAACCCUUUUUGUAUCAUUGCUGUCCAAAAUAAACCUUGGGAAAUGACGAGACGAAACGGGAGUAUUAACACAUCCUUGGUCAUUUCAAUCGAUGAUUAGAAGGGUAGUUUGGUAAUUUGAGAAUGACUAUGUUGGUUGAGAAAUGUACAAAGGUUUGGAACAAAACUUAUAUAUCUCCGUUGCAUGCACGCUUGUUCAUGUC